AUGCCUGCAGCCAUGAGAAUUUUUCUCUUGAUUUUUGCUGUCCUCUUUCUUCUUGCUCAAAUUUGUCCAGCCAGUGGAGGAGUUAACAGAAGAAUAUUUUGUGGAAACAUGCAAGGUCGCUGUGAAGCUGAAUGCCUUUCCUUUGAAGUAAAGAUUGGGGGCUGCAGAGCGGAAUUAAUACCAUAUUGCUGCAAAAAUAUACAGAAAAAUUAA
This is a messenger RNA of Cynocephalus volans (Philippine flying lemur), 213 nucleotides long. Its product is annotated as beta-defensin 107A-like. Bases 1 to 213 code for a protein of 70 amino acids. Gene Ontology annotation, cellular component: extracellular region. The record is from RefSeq and is a predicted model, not a curated record. Lineage: Eukaryota; Metazoa; Chordata; Mammalia; Dermoptera; Cynocephalidae. Gene Ontology annotation, biological process: innate immune response. The transcript has 2 exons.